Pseudophryne corroboree (corroboree frog) is the source of this 2480-nucleotide messenger RNA. RefSeq lists its product as uncharacterized. The transcript is spliced from 4 exons. NCBI's taxonomy places the organism in Eukaryota, Metazoa, Chordata, Amphibia, Anura, Myobatrachidae. Bases 355 to 1779 code for a protein of 474 amino acids. The record is from RefSeq and is a predicted model, not a curated record.
CAUGUGUGUGUUCUAGAACUGCUCUGCUAUGUCCGUGCCGUGCAGCAGGAUGCGGCCUCUGACCGGGUCUUCUCCAGCUUAACGUGCCCGGUACGGAGCAGUAGCCGUUCUGUGGUGUGUCUGCGGACGGAGGGUGCACUCACUGUGCGGGGCUAAACGGGCUCUCACACUAAUAUUAUGCUCUUCUUCUUGCUCCGUGUCUACACAACCAUCAGGCGAUGCAUCCAGGCCAGCCCCUUCAGCCAUGACCUGUGCAACCCGUAACUACUGCUGCCGGGGAAGGGGUUACAUAGUAGCUGAGUGGCUAGCAGUGAGAAGGAGCACCAGUACCAGGUGAUUAUUAUAACGAAGAAAAUGUCUACAGAAUGCCUAAUGAACCCAGAUUUUCUAAUAGAGUUCAUUGAAAUGUAUCGCUCUUUUCCUUGCUUAUGGAAAGUGAAAUGCUCUGAUUAUUCCAAUAGACAGAAAAAAGCAGAAGCAUAUGACAAAUUAGUCAGUCUUUGCCAAUCAGUUUGUCCCACAGCAACAAUAGAACUUGUUAAACAUAAGAUUGCAAAUUUACGAACGGUGUUCAAAAAGGAAUUAAAGAAGGUUGAGUCCUCAAGAAAAUCUGGCGCCUCUGGUGAUGACGUUUACAUACCACGACUGUGGUACUUCGACCUUCUGAAAUUUACUAUUGACCCGGAUGCACAACCACAGUCUAUAGCCAACUUUUCUGACACAUAUGAUAUGCGACAAGAGGAAGAAAACACAGAUGACAGCCUAGAAAGUGUUGGCGAAAGUACUAACGUGUCCCAGGUGGUUAUUACAAAGAAGAAGAUGUCAACAGAAAUUUUUAUGAAUCCAGAUUUCCUAAAAGAGUUCAUUGAAAUGUACCGAUCUUUUCCUUGCUUAUGGAAAUUGAAAUGCUCCGAUUAUUCCAAUAGACAGAAAAAAGCAGAUGCAUAUGACAAAUUAGUCAGUCUUUGCAAAACUGUUUGUCCCACAGCAACCAUAGAUCUUGUUAAACAUAAGAUUGCAAAUUUACGAACUGUUUUCAAAAAAGAAUUAAAGAAAGUCGAUUCCUCAAGAAAAUCUGGCGCUUCUGGUGAUGACGUUUACAUACCGCGGCUGUGGUACUUUGAUCUUCUGAAAUUUACCAUUGAUCAGGAUGAGCAAUCUGUAUCUAACUAUCCUGACGCACAUGAUAUGCGACAAGAUGAAGAAAACACAGAUGACAGCCUAGAAAGUGUUGGCGAAAGUACAAACUUGUCUCGGGUUUGUAUUCGUUCUCGAAGUCAUGAAGUCAUUGAAAUGCAACCACAAACCAUUCCAAUACUCAACCAGAGAAAAAGAAAAACCGUCAAUGAUGACUUAAGCAGACAACUACUUACUGAAGCUGCUGCAGUACUCAACCAAAAAGAAGAUGAAUUUGAUGCUUUUGGGGUUACUGUCGCAGCAAAGUUGCGUAAAAUGGAUGACAAACAAAGACUAUUAUCAGAGGUCCUUAUAACUGACAUUUUGUUUAAAGGGAUGAUGAGAAAACUCACAGAAGACACAAGCAUUUCUCUGUUCCAAAUUCCACAUUAUGCUUGCCAGCCACCAAGUUGUUCUAGUUCUAUUGAAUAUAAUAUUCAAAAUCCUCAGACGGCAGCCUCACCGCGACAAGAAUUUGUCUCCUACAAUCAUGAAUAUAGCUGUAGUCCAACACCAGGCAGGGGAAAUGCCUCUUUCUGUAUUUCCCCACUCCGUGGUUCACAAGUAACAGAACCUUCACAGUACAAGGAAGAACAUUUAUAGCCAGCGCACGUUUCUGCCAUGUGACAUCAAACACUUUAUAGUGUUUUUUCUGGGACAGUACAAUUAAAGCAGUUUCUUAUUAGGGUUCUAAUUUAAGUUGUUUUUAUUAUACAUUAGUAAUUCUGUUUUUAUACAAAACUUUAAUACUGUUUAAUUUCUUUAUUUUAAGAAAAGUUUUUUGUAUGACAAAUUUUGCAGUACAGUUGAAGUUUUCACUGUCUUUAUUUUCUUAACUGACGUAGGCCAGGGAGGGUUAUUUCCAACAAACCUUCCUAUAUAUUUAUGGUGGCGAGUGGGCAGGCCUAGCACAGCAAGUACAUUCAACAAUACCAGAAACCUAUUCAUAUGGUCCCAGCUUAGAUUAUGAUUAUUAGCAGUUAUUGCACCUGCAAUACCAGGUCUGAUCCACGACACUUACAGUAAUUGUCAGAUAACUAUUGAUGGUUAGAAAAGGCAAAAUCUCUGACUGAAAACAGUGCAGAAAAAUGCAUUUAUUUUUCUGCCUUGUCCGUAACCUUUACACUUUUUGGAGUUGUCCCCAUAAACACUCUGCAGUCUUUUUGUGGGUGACACACAGAUGCUCACUUUCAUGUCCAGUUUUUACCACCCAACCAUUAAUUUUUACCAUUUCAGGUUGCCUCCUAAAGUAUUGCUCAGCUAAAUCCUAUUUAUGUCUUAAAUAAAGCAAGAGAGUGAGAAGG